This is a messenger RNA of Bubalus bubalis (water buffalo), 858 nucleotides long. RefSeq names its product mas-related G-protein coupled receptor member E-like. Gene Ontology annotation, cellular component: membrane. The transcript is spliced from 2 exons. Bases 1 to 858 code for a protein of 285 amino acids. Gene Ontology annotation, biological process: G protein-coupled receptor signaling pathway. Lineage: Eukaryota; Metazoa; Chordata; Mammalia; Artiodactyla; Bovidae. Gene Ontology annotation, molecular function: G protein-coupled receptor activity. The record is from RefSeq and is a predicted model, not a curated record.
AUGGACAAUUACUGCGAGACUCAUCAUUCCAACCCUGACGCUGCAGAGCGGGCUGAAGGGUCACACGAUGUUGAGCAUGUGGCCCUCCGGUCCCUCGCUGUGGUUGUGGCCCUUUGCGGACUGGUGGGAAAUGGAAUCGUGAUCUGGUUUGUCCAUCUGUCUCACAAGAAGGCCUCCUUCGUCAUCUACAGCCUCAAUCUGGCCAUAGCGGAUUUCAUGAACCUUGGCUUCCAGAUCCUGUUCUCUGUCCGCCAAAUCCUGAAGCCUUUCCUCAACCAUUGCUUUGGUCUUCAUGCCCUCUUUAUGGUCCUGAGGUGGUUCUUCUACCUCACUGGUCUGGGCAUCAUGACCGCCAUCAGCUUCCAGCGCUGUCUGUCCGCCCUCUUCCCUAUCUGGUAUCGGUCAUUGCCCCAAGCACCUGUCGGCCAUCAGGAAAAGUUCUGUGACGAAUUUAAGACUGCCACCACCGUGUCGGUCUUCCUCCAGUUCUCCAUCCUGGGCAUUUCCAGUCUGCUGUUGCUCCAGCGAGUCCAGGCCAGCUCCCAGAAGCAUCAGCCCAGAAAGUUCUAUCUGGUCCUCCUGCUUUCAUUCCUGGGCUUCCUCUUCGGCCUGCCCCUCAGUAUCAUCCGGUUCUGUACAACUGAGAAAAUUCACAUCUUCAAUGACAUCUGUGUCCUCUUGUCCUGCGUCAACAGCACGGCCAACCCUGCCAUUUGCUUCUUCAUCGGGGGCCUUCAGAGGCAGCGGUCGAUGGAGACCCUCAAGGUGGUCCUUCAAAGAGCCCUGGGUGAGGAGACGGAGGAUGCUGAGGACCAGAAAGUGACCCCAACUGGCAAGACGGAGAGCGGGGGCCUCUGA